Molecule: messenger RNA, 2315 nt
Organism: Populus nigra (black poplar)
Lineage: Eukaryota; Viridiplantae; Streptophyta; Magnoliopsida; Malpighiales; Salicaceae
Product: ABC transporter G family member 14-like
Exons: 5
Coding region: 115-2085 (656 amino acids)
Cellular component (GO): membrane
Molecular function (GO): ATP hydrolysis activity; ABC-type transporter activity; ATP binding
Source: RefSeq, a predicted model, not a curated record
UGCCCAGUUCAGUUUGGGAAGCAAGUUAAAAGAAAUUCCUUAACUUCCUCCACUCCUAAUUACAGACAUCACUACCACCACUGACAACAACGGGUACAUCUCCUCUCCCAGGCCAUGCCGCUCAACUCCAUAGUUCCCAAGCCAGACCACAAAAGUGUUCCCAUGGAAGGUCUGCCAAAGAUGUCCGAAAUCAACAACAGAGCUGUCGUCGCCUACCCAGGACAAGCCAAUUCACAAUCUGUCCACCAACUCACCAUAUAUCCUACAACCUUGAAGUUUGAGGAGGUGGUGUACAAGGUUAAACAGGAUCAGAAGGGAUUGUGCUGGGGUGGCACAUGGACCACCCGAGAAAAGACCAUACUGAAUGAGAUAACAGGUAUGGUUUGUCCAGGGGAGAUCCUAGCAAUGCUAGGUCCAUCUGGAAGUGGAAAAACCACACUCCUUACGGCUCUAGGAGGUCGUCUAACUGGUAAGCUAUCCGGAAAGAUCACGUACAAUGGACAGCCUUUUUCCGGUGCCAUGAAACGACGCACAGGCUUCGUUGCUCAGGACGACAUUUUGUACCCACAUCUAACUGUGACUGAAACUCUUCUGUUCACUGCACUGCUAAGGCUACCCAAAACAUUAACCAGGGAUGAGAAAGCACAGCAUGUUCAACGAGUUAUAACUGAACUGGGGUUGAGUCGGUGCCGGAACAGCAUGAUAGGGGGGCCACUCUUUAGAGGAAUAUCAGGAGGAGAGAAGAAGAGGGUUAGUAUUGGUCAAGAAAUGCUAAUUAAUCCAAGCUUGCUACUACUAGAUGAGCCCACAUCAGGUUUGGAUUCAACUACAGCUCAAAGGAUCCUGACCACGAUCAAACGGCUUGCGAGUGGGGGACGAACUGUCGUCACCACCAUUCACCAGCCCUCAAGCAGACUUUACCACAUGUUUGAUAAGGUAGUCUUGCUCUCUGAGGGACACCCCAUCUACUAUGGUCCUGCAUCUGCAGCUUUGGAAUAUUUUUCCUCCAUUGGAUUUUCUACUUCCAUGACUGUCAAUCCUGCUGAUCUCUUACUUGAUCUUGCGAAUGGCAUUGGUCCUGAUUCUAAAAAUGCCACUGACCAAGGUGAGAACAUGGAGCAAGAACAGAAGUUAGUGAAGGAAGCUCUUAUAUCUGCUUAUGAGAAGAACAUUUCUACCAGACUGAAAGCUGAGCUUUGCAAGUCGGACCCGAAUAAUUACAACUAUACAAAAGAUGCCUCUGCAAAAACUGAAACAAAGUCAGAGCAAUGGUGCACAAGCUGGUGGUAUCAGUUCAAAGUGCUCUUUCAGCGGGGGCUAAGGGAGCGGAGGUACGAGUCCUUCAACAGGCUAAGAAUUUUUCAAGUCCUCAGUGUCAGUGUACUUGGCGGACUUCUGUGGUGGCAUACACCAACUUCUCACAUUGAAGACCGCAUUGCAUUGCUCUUCUUCUUCUCUGUUUUCUGGGGAUUUUACCCACUCUACAAUGCAGUUUUCACAUUUCCCCAGGAAAGAAGGAUGUUGGUUAAGGAACGAGCAUCGGGAAUGUAUCAUCUUUCAUCCUACUUCCUCGCUCGAACAUUCGGAGAUCUGCCAUUGGAGCUUGCGCUCCCAACUGCAUUCGUCUUCAUAAUCUAUUGGAUGGGCGGACUUAAAGCCGAUCCUAUAACUUUUAUCCUCUCCCUACUUGUUGUUCUUUACAGUGUUCUUGUCUCUCAAAGUCUUGGAUUAGCCAUUGGUGCUCUUCUAAUGGACAUAAAACAAGCCACUACAAUAGCUUCAGUUACAACUCUGGUUUUUCUCAUUGCCGGAGGAUACUACGUUCAACAAAUCCCUCCUUUCAUAGUAUGGCUGAAGUACUUAAGCUACAGUUACUACAGUUACAAGCUUCUUCUUGGUGUCCAGUACAAUGAGGAUGAUUACUAUGAGUGCUCAAAGGGAGUCUUGUGCCGGGUUGGAGAUUUUCCUUCUGUCAAAUCAAUGGGUCUGAACCAUUUAUGGGUAGAUGUGGCAAUUAUGGCACUGAUGCUAGUGGGUUAUCGAUUGGUCGCUUAUCUGGCACUCCAUCGCGUGCAGCUGAGGUGAAAUUUAGCAGAAGUGUAUUUCAAGAAACAGGACAGUUUGAAGAGUUUUCUCCUUCUUCAACUGAGGAAUAAUGUUAGGUUCAGAGUAUGGGAAUCAGGUAUUGAGAUUUUGUUCAACUACCGUUCCGACCGAGUUGAUGUAUUGACCUUUUUGCUCUACUCAAGAUAAUGCUAACUUAGAAACCUUCUAGUUUCAGAACUAGUAAUAAAUAUCUAACAAUUCUGAAUUAA